GUUAAGUUAAUCUUCAUUUCCGUUUCCGAGAGAGAAAUUUCUAGAGGGUUUGUUAUUGUUUACGUUAAAGUGUCAUGUACCGUGAGAGAUUUUGAUUUAAUGAUCUUUAGCUUAUAUUUCUUAUUAGUAUUAAUAAAUUCUUGUUAAGCAAAAUAAAAUUGCGGAACAAAAUUUCUUACGAAAUGAAUCCGGUACUCGAAGAAUUUUCCCAGUUGAAAGGUCUUACGAGUUCUACAGUAUUUAAUAGUUUUGCUUUGAAAAACACUAUUCAAAAACUUUCAAAUUUAAUGCAAUCAUCUCAAAAUAGAAAUGCUGUCGAACCCCAUCAUUGGCAAGACAUAGUUCACGUUUGUUCAAUUGGUGUGCAAGUUAUUAAUCAAAAAGAAUUUAAGGAGAACGAUUUAGAAUUUCUUGCUAUAAUCUUCAGGUUUUUGCGAAACGCUUGUGGUGGUUCAGGAAGAAGUCAUAUAUAUUUAUUAAACUCUCCAGAAUGUGUAGAAUUUAUACAUUUACCUUUACGUAUAUUACUACAUAAAAAAGAACCCAAAGAAAUAACAGUACUGAAAAUUUGUAUUCAACUAUUUGGAAAUCUUCUUGUUUUGAAUGAGAGAGCAAAGCCUUUAGUAUGGAAAUAUUUUUUCAAGGAAUCUGCAUUUAAAUCUCUGCUGUGUUCUCCUGAUCCAACUGUACAAGAAUAUACAAUGAUGGUUUUGUAUAAUUCCAUGUCAGAUAAUCACUGUAAUGAAAUUUUAACCACAAAUGACGGACAUGAUAUUGUCAAGGCAGUAACAGACUCUCUGUUGAAAAAUUUUGUUGACUGGGGUAUGCUUUUUAUUGAAUGCCUAUUAAAAAGAGAAGAGUUUCAAUACUGCUACACACCUAUGCCUUUAGAAAAUAGAUUGUUGAUAUUAGAUAUUAUAACUGAGCACCUAAAGAGUAUAGAGAAUGAGGAGACUCUUAUAAUUCCAUUUGCUAAUAUAGAAUACUUUAAACGCAGUUUUAUAACACUUGUGGAAAAAAUUGCAGUGUUAUAUAGUGUUAAUGAAAACAUGGAACCAUCUGAAUUUGUGAAAAUUUUAUCACUGUUAUGUACAGCAUCUGUAUGUAAUGCUUACAUACUCUACAUGCAUUCAUGUAAGGAUUUGCUGGAGAAGUGCAUAGAAACUUUAAAAUGUGUGCAUUUGUUGGGAAAGGAUGGUUCUAAUGUGUUUUCCAGCAUUAGCAGCUCAAAAAUAUUAAGUGCUCAAUGUGAUGAACAAAUUGCAAGUCAUCCAUUAUUUGGUUUCAAAAAGGAUCUGGUUAAGUUAAUUGGAAAUUUGUGUUAUGGUUGCAAAGAAAACCAGGAUUUGGUUCGAAAACUAGAUGGAAUUCCUUUAGUCCUUGAUUGCUGUAAACUGGAUGCUAAAAAUCCAUAUAUCAUGCAGUGGUGCAUUUUGGCAAUCAGGAAUAUUGUUCAUCAAAAUGAAGAAAAUCAAGCAAUUUUAGCUGGAAUAACUACGACUGGUGAAAUUGAAGAUUCUUCUUUCCUGAAAGAAAUUGGUAUAAAUGUGCGUUACAAAGAUGGAAAAUUGUCUCUAAGCUGAAUUUCCAAAUUUUCUCUGACUAUUCCAACUCAAAUACACACUUGUUAAGUCCAAAUUGUUUAGAUGCCUAUUUUUUCAAGCAUCUGGUUCUUAUGCAUUUUUAUGUAAAUAAUAUGUAACGUACAAAUUUUCAUAUCACUGUGUUACAGAUCUAUGAUGGUUAUUUAUUGUUAAUAUAUUUUAAGACUGAUUAGAAAACAAGGUUUUCCAUUUUAAACUUUGUCUCUCGAGCUUAGAUUUUAUACAGUUAUGAUGGCAUUCAUUGAAUUCCUGUAGCAUUUUUCAGUGCUAAUGCAAAAAUUACUGAGUUAUUCUGCAAACAAUAUUUAUUAUUUAUUUGUUAUUUUUGCGUUUUUUAAUCUAUUUUUAACCAUUUAAAGAGAUUAGGAAUAUUAUUCUUAUUAUUUUAAUAAAAUUGUAAAAUUAUGUUCAUUAUACUUUAUUUUAAACAGCAUUCAUUUUGCUGAUUCACUGUUUUAAUAGGAAGACACUAACAAUUAGCAAUCCACUAACAUUAUUAGCAAUCCAUAGCACAAAGUGAUACUUUCCAAAUACCAGUGAAAUGAUACACCAUUUUUUUACUCUUUUUGGAAUAUAAAUUCAGCAACCAUCGUAUAUUCUAUCACACGAAACACAUGUGCAGUCCCUCUACCAACAGCAGAACUACCAAACAAAACUUGGUAAACUUCCAAUCACAGCAAAUGUUAUUUCUUUUUGCUUCCGGUUGAGUAAAUCGUGAUAAAACAAAACAAACAAACAAACGUAGUUCUUUGAAUGACGAUUUUCCAGGAAGAUGGAUUGGGCGAGGAGGUUCAAUUUCUUGGCCACCUAGAUCACCUGAUAUAACGCCGCUGGACUUUUUUCCUUGGGGAUUUAUAAAGGACAAUGUUUACAGGAGGAUCGUAUCGAACCCGUAUUACCUAAAAGUCAGAACUACAACUGCAAUAGCCUCUGUGAAUGCUGACAUGCUUGCCGCUACCUUGCGUGAAAUUGACUAUCAACUUGAUAUUCUCCGUGCGACGAAGGGGGCACACGUGGAAGUUCAUUGACAAGGGUCAUGAAACUUUUUGAGUCUAUCUAACCAUUUAUGUUAUUAAUUUUAAUCUCUCUGUAUUAUUUUAUGAGUUAUUAAACAUCAAAAUGGGUCCGGGACUUUAUAAACACCCUGUAUUACUGUGUUGUGCUUCUGAUUACUGAUAUGCCCAGCAGAUACAGCAUAUUCUGCAUAAACCAAAUCGGGUAUAACCCAAACAUAAUCAAGAAGUGGAGACUAAUUUUGUAAAAAUUAAUUCGGCUUACUCAAACUUAGAAAAUAUUGAAUAUGAAAAUAGAGUAUAUGAAAAUGAACUAAAUAACGAAAGAGAAAAAAUUGAUAGUGAUUUAUAUAAUAUGCGUCUAUAAUGCUUAUAGCUCAAAAUAAAGCCUUUUUUGAUUAUUGGAUAAAUUUUGCUUACCCAAACAUAUGUAUAAUGAAAUAUUUAUAUGUUGUUUCUAAUGCCAAUUGCCAAUAUCUGCAAGCCUGCUUGCUCAAACCAAGCGAAUUUAAAACAGAGGGUGCUUUUUGACAAAAAAUGUGACUGAUCGUUGAUUUCUCUCUUAUUUACUAUUAUAAACCUUAUAUUUUUGCCCAGAGAGAGACUAACUAAUUUCGAAAUUAAAAAUCUCUGAAUCAGAGGAUAUUGGUAUAUUUAUUGAAUGCAACAAAUGGUAUAUAUGUAUCAUGUAAAAAUAUUUAACAGCAAUUUUGAAUUAAAAACUGUUUUUAAAAGUGA
This is a messenger RNA of Parasteatoda tepidariorum (common house spider), 3355 nucleotides long. The record is from RefSeq and is a predicted model, not a curated record. Lineage: Eukaryota; Metazoa; Arthropoda; Arachnida; Araneae; Theridiidae.